Molecule: messenger RNA, 243 nt
Organism: Iphiclides podalirius (scarce swallowtail)
Lineage: Eukaryota; Metazoa; Arthropoda; Insecta; Lepidoptera; Papilionidae
Source: the annotation of a GenBank genome assembly
AUGGCGGCGAUGGUAUCGGGCUACGGAAAGACGCGGGCGGCCGGUCGUGCGGGUACCCAAUCCAUCGAGCCUGCGAUACCGUGUGUUGGCUCGUACUGUCAGCUCGUUAAAAACGAAAAUUAUUCCGCCAUCGCGAACCACAGUGAUUAUACAUCAAGCCGCCCGAGGGAAACUUCUCUCGCUCAUUGCCAGAUGAUUGAAGACCUCGCCUCCGACGGUCUGGCGUGCGAGCGAGAGGUGCUC